UCCGAGAGCGCCUCGGCUCCGCGGCCUCCGCCCCGCCGCCAUGUACCGCUGCCUCGGGGAAGCGCUGCUGCUGGCUCGCGCCGGGCCCGCCGUCCUCGGCUCGGCGGCUGCCGACUCGGCCGCGCUGCUGGGCCGGGCCCGGGGCAGCCCGCCGCCGCCCCGCAGCGGGCUCGCGCUGCCCGCCCGGCGACACUACAGCGAGGCGGUGGCCGACCGCGAGGACGACCCCAACUUCUUCAAGAUGGUGGAGGGCUUCUUCGAUCGCGGCGCCAGCAUCGUGGAGGACAAGCUGGUGGAGGACCUCAAGACCCGGGAGAGCGAGGAUCAGAAGCGCAACCGGGUGCGCGGCAUCCUGCGGAUCAUCAAGCCCUGCAACCAUGUGCUAAGCCUGUCCUUCCUCCGGCGCGACGACGGCUCCUGGGAGGUCAUCGAAGGCUACCGGGCCCAGCACAGCCAGCACCGCACGCCCUGCAAGGGAGGUAUCCGUUACAGCACUGAUGUAAGUGUGGAUGAAGUAAAAGCUUUGGCUUCUCUGAUGACAUAUAAGUGUGCAGUGGUUGAUGUACCAUUUGGGGGUGCCAAAGCAGGUGUGAAGAUCAAUCCCAAGAACUAUACUGAUAAUGAAUUGGAAAAGAUCACAAGGAGAUUCACCAUGGAACUGGCAAAGAAGGGCUUUAUUGGCCCUGGCAUUGAUGUGCCUGCCCCAGACAUGAGCACUGGAGAGCGGGAGAUGUCCUGGAUUGCUGACACCUAUGCUAGCACCAUAGGACACUAUGAUAUUAAUGCCCAUGCCUGUGUUACUGGCAAGCCCAUCAGCCAGGGUGGAAUCCAUGGGCGUAUCUCUGCUACUGGUAGGGGAGUUUUCCAUGGGAUUGAAAACUUUAUCAAUGAAGCUUCCUACAUGAGCAUUUUAGGAAUGACACCAGGGUUUGGAGAUAAAACAUUUGUUGUUCAGGGAUUUGGUAAUGUGGGCCUGCAUUCUAUGAGAUAUUUACAUCGUUUUGGUGCUAAAUGCGUUGGUGUUGGUGAAUCUGAUGGAAGCAUAUGGAAUGCAAAUGGUAUUGACCCAAAAGAACUGGAAGACUACAAAUUGCAACAUGGAUCAAUCAUGGGCUUCCCCAAGGCCAAGCCUUACGAAGGUAACAUUUUGGAGGCUGAAUGUGACAUAUUGAUUCCUGCUGCAAGCGAGAAGCAGCUGACCAAGUCCAAUGCACCCAGGGUCAAAGCCAAGAUCAUUGCUGAAGGUGCCAAUGGACCAACAACUCCAGAAGCUGAUAAGAUUUUCCUAGAGAGGAACAUUAUGGUUAUUCCAGAUCUCUAUCUGAAUGCUGGAGGAGUGACAGUGUCUUACUUCGAGUGGCUAAAGAACCUAAAUCAUGUCAGCUAUGGCCGUUUAACCUUCAAAUAUGAAAGAGAUUCUAACUACCACUUGCUUAUGUCUGUUCAAGAAAGUUUGGAAAGAAAAUUUGGAAAGCAUGGUGGAACUAUCCCUGUCGUACCCACAGCAGAGUUCCAAGACAGAAUAUCGGGUGCAUCUGAGAAAGACAUCGUGCAUUCUGGCUUAGCUUACACUAUGGAGCGUUCUGCCAGGCAAAUCAUGCGCACUGCCAUGAAGUAUAACCUGGGAUUGGACCUGAGAACGGCUGCCUAUGUCAACGCCAUUGAGAAAGUCUUCAAGGUGUACAAUGAAGCUGGUGUAACCUUCACAUAGAUGGAUUGUGGCUGACUUCUUCACUACCCUUUUCACCUCUUCAUCUGCAGACCUAUCACGAGUUUACAUGUAACCACAGAAAUCUCUCUCUCAUGACUUAUUAGAUAAUGGACACCAUUCUCAACAAGCCAAUCCAAAUCAGCCCCUUAAGAAGAAAGAAAAUUAAGGUUAGGGGAUCAUGUGUAAAUGGAUAAGUGUGAAAGUAGAAAUUACCUAUUCCAGAGAGCCAUUUGGGUACUUUGCCUUUAAAUAAAAUGUCUCUUCCAUCUGGCUGUGCUGCCUUGCUCCAUGGCUGUUUCCCAACACGGUGAAAGCUGUGGCCCAGAAAGCACCUAUUGUCCAAGAAUAGUCAGUUGCUUGCUGCUUUAGCUGUGGACAAAUCUGAGACAUGCUGUGACUUUGACACAUUUAAGAAGCAGAUGUGUGGCAUUUUCAUAAGGUAGCAUGGUCCUUAAGUGAGUUAUUGGUAUUUUACAUCAGCAAAUUAACUCCAUUUUACAAGUUGCAAACAAAAGCUAUUUCUCUUUAUGCAUUUUAUUCUUUUAGAAUAAAAUAAAUACAUGCUGCUGUAAUAAAAUUGCCUUUAAUCACUUAACAAGCCUAACUUUGACUGAAACAGUGAAUGCCUAUAAACAUAAAUGGAAAAAAGCUAGUAUUUUUAUAACAUAAAACAGUAUCAUUUAUAGCUUAUCAAUCAUGUAUUGUUGUCCAGCAAAUAUAAGAUGCCCAAUGGA
Molecule: messenger RNA, 2445 nt
Organism: Talpa occidentalis (Iberian mole)
Lineage: Eukaryota; Metazoa; Chordata; Mammalia; Eulipotyphla; Talpidae
Gene: GLUD1
Product: glutamate dehydrogenase 1
Biological process (GO): L-glutamate catabolic process
Cellular component (GO): mitochondrion
Molecular function (GO): L-glutamate dehydrogenase (NAD+) activity
Source: RefSeq, a predicted model, not a curated record